Messenger RNA from Aphis gossypii (cotton aphid), 8530 nucleotides. Its product is annotated as hormone receptor 4-like. The record is from RefSeq and is a predicted model, not a curated record. NCBI's taxonomy places the organism in Eukaryota, Metazoa, Arthropoda, Insecta, Hemiptera, Aphididae. Gene Ontology annotation, molecular function: sequence-specific DNA binding; zinc ion binding; DNA-binding transcription factor activity. The coding region runs from base 1638 to 4481 and encodes 947 amino acids. Gene Ontology annotation, biological process: regulation of DNA-templated transcription. The transcript has 14 exons.
GUUCGUAUACAUUCGCAGCACACGCUCGGACCGCCGCCGCCCGGCUCCCAAGUUUGCGCCGGCACCAGCUCGCGAUCGUGUCUCUCCGCAACCGCCCGAAAGCCCGCCAACGCCGCCGUUUCGUCCGCACGAGUCGCACGCGUCUUUUAGUUUCCGCGGGUUUUCGGAGGAAAACAUUAAGCACCGAGUACCGCAAGUAUAAUAUUUUAGUACGAGAUUAUCAUCGACCGUCGUCGGUUCGUCGGGUUUUCGUGUGUUUUUUCUCGCGAUCGAAAUUUAGUUUUCCGUUUGGUUUGUUUUUAUAAUUUCGGUGCGUUGAUAUUAAUCGGCCCCGGUAUUUCGUUCUCAUUAUAAUUAUUGUACUAGUGUUUUUAUUGUCGUCGUGCAGUGCGUCGGUAUACAAUAUACUAUCGCUUAUAAUAUCCGGGAACUGAUAUAAAAUCGAAUACAGUUUGGUAAACUCCACACGCACACAUACAUAUAUAUAUAUAUAUUAUAUAUCCACACAUACGAUAUACUAUACAUAUAUAUAUAUAUAUCUGCUAUUACGUGGUUUUUUUUUUUUUUUUACUUUUUUAGUGCGUCACGUGCCUUGUGCGGCGGACAUAUAUAUGCCUCUAUCAUCAGUUAAAUAGCGACACGCUGACCGUACACGGGUGCGCCAUUUCCUUAUGUCCACUGCAACCGGACUGACGGAAAACCCGAAAAAGUUCAUCUGAUCCGAUCUAUCCUUGUAAGGGGAGGCCAAUAAAAAAGAUAUCUCGCGUAUUUCGCGAUCGUAAUAAUAUUUUGAUGUUCACACCCAUCCCGGUCCGCGUUUUAGUAUAGUUUACUGGCUCUGCAGACGCGCCGCGAAAUCAUUGUUAUACCCACCGCGGUUUAGGCAUACGAUGUGACUUUGUUGUCGUCUUCAUCACGUUUCUCGUUGAGACAAACACACGCGUAAGUACAUACCUAUGACAUCGCCAUAACGGCAUGCGCGAAAGAAAACUUUUCCCGAGUUUCCCGAAUAUUUGCAGCUGCACUGCAGCUCUGACACCCGAGUUCGUAUUAGCUGCAGUGAGACGCGCAUAUAGUAUACCUCGUAAGACCCGCCGGGGGAUAGAUCGGAUGAGAUAUUUGUGAAAUGCAUAUUAUCGUACAUUAAUAUACUUAGUAUAUAUACACACACAUACGCUAUUACACUUGCGUAUGUAUAUGUAUGUAUUGUAUAUAUAGGUAUAUGCGAAAGACACGUGAUUCGGUUUUUUUCUUGUGUUUUAGGUGAAAAAACAAUAAAAUAUUAAUUGUCACGCUUAUAUAUUCAAUAUAAUAUAUAUAAAUAUAUAUAUGUUGGUCGUGCGAUACGUCGUUUCGUGUGCGGACUAAUCAUUCAAUGUGUACGCGUUUCGCGAGGUGUCGUCGCCGCCGGCCGCGCAUUUUCGCCGGCGAUAAACACGAUGAUCGGGCGUGACGGCGCUCGUGAGUGCUGUGGGCGACAUUAUUUCGGGCAAACCGCUAGUGGCCGCCAGACGUUUAGCGGCACGUAAACUUUGCCGAUACGUCAUUGAUAAUAAUAAUAAUAAUAAUAUUAAUUAUCCGUCCGCGUGCACCUCAACACAGCUGCAGAAUGCCGGCGUAUGUCGUUAAAAUGAAUUAUGACCCUAACAAGUACCCCGUGUGACCUGAGUACCAUGAGUCUGUUUCAAGACCUGAAACUGAAGAGGCGCAAAAUAGAUUCAAGGUGCAGCAGUGACGGUGAGAGCAUAGCGGACACGAGUACUUCAUCACCAGACGUCGCUGGCCCAGCAUCCCCGUCUAGCCGAAUGGACAGAUCAGUACCGUCGCCCGGACUUAUCAUAUCAAUGGACAGAAUGGCGUCGUCUCCGGAAUGCGGCAGCAUGACCACGGACAGCGGGCAAGACCCGAAUGACGUGGGAGAAGGCGUCAAGGUCAAAGAGGAGAUGUUAGACGACCCGCAGCCGAAAGACGCGAUCGGGACGGGAUACGAAAACGGGACGGUGACGGCCGACAAUAACAAGACGGAACCACCGUCGCCGUCGCCAUCACCUUCGGCGGUGGCGUUGGCGGCGGCGGCGACGGCGGCAGCGCAACAGGAACAGCAGCAGCAGAGGCGCGAGUCGGUGGUGAUGACCAGCCCGCUGAGUUGCGUCGUCAAGUCGGCGACCACGCCGCCGCCGCCGACCCAUCCGUCGCAAUCGUCGUCGUCGUCGUCGUCGACGUCGUCGCUGUCGCCACCGUUGACUUGGACGACGGUGACCGCUCAAACGAACCCGCCGCCGCCGCUGCGAUGUUACACGCCCUCCUCCGCCACCGACUCCAUGUCGGUGACACAGCAAUACCAACAGCGCCGGCAAUCCGUCGUCACGUCCGUGUCGUCGGCGUUCUGGAACUCGGGCGCGCAGACGUCGGCCGCAUCCACCGCCACCGGUAACGCGUCCGCGGCCGCGGCGUCCGUGCUGUCCGUGUGUCGCAUCAACGGCGUCCGGCCCGAGCUCAUCGGCGGUGCGGGUUUCGCGACCACGGCUGCCGCUGCCACCGGCAACACUGACAUGAAACCGCCCGCCGCCAUACCACCGCGGACCACCCGGUCUGCACCCACCGUCAUUAUGGGCGAAGCGGGUGGAGUGCGGACGAUGAUCUGGUCCAGUCCACCCUGCACCGUGGAACAAUCCACGUCGCCAGCCAGCACUGGCUGCGGUUCCGUACCGUCGACGGUCAGCACGCCGUAUUGGUCAAACGCGGCCACGUGGUCGUCCAACACGUCGUCCGCUUCGUCUCCGUCCCCGUCACCCUCGGCGGUCAGCGAAGAGUCGGCCGCCCAUCUACUGCUAAACCUCGGCGUGGCCGCCGGCCACGACGUGGCGUCUGUCAUCAGCCACAUGCCCGGUCUCAGGCCCAUUGGCGGUCAGCUGCAGCAGCAGCAGACGUCUGUGGCCAGUGGCGGAAAUGGCGGUGGCGGCGGCGGCGGCAACGUCACCGGAGGCGGCGGACAGCAGAGCUUCCACGUGCCGCUCAACAUGGAACGGCUGUGGGCCGGCGACCUGUCCCAACUCCCGGUGGCCGCCACGCAUCAGAUGCAUGCGCUCAACCUGACGGCCAACACGGGACCCGAGUGGCCGAUGGCCGGUUCCAACGGCGAAAACAAGUCCGCGCCCGUCAACGCUUACCACCAGAUGGAGGAAGCCGACGAACAGGAACAACCCAUGGUGUGCAUGAUCUGCGACGACCGAGCCACGGGUCUUCAUUACGGCAUCAUCACUUGCGAAGGUUGCAAAGGGUUCUUCAAACGUACCGUCCAAAACCGGAGGAUAUACACGUGUAUAGCUGAAGGCACUUGUGAAAUAACAAAAGCUCAAAGAAACAGGUGUCAAUACUGCCGGUUUAAGAAAUGCAUCGGUCAAGGAAUGGUGCUGCAGGCCGUUCGAGAAGAUAGAAUGCCCGGUGGACGAAAUUCUGGCGCUGUAUACAACUUGUACAAGGUAAAGUAUAAGAAGAAGAGGCCACCGAAGAACGGACAAGUCAAAAUGGAGAAGUCCGUCACAUGCACCACGGCCAGUACCAUGACUACGAUGAAAACGGAAAACCAGGAUAACAACUCCUCGUCAAUGUCGACUCUGGUCAACGGUACCAUAUUAAAGACUGCACUGACGAACCCCAGCGAGGUCGUUUAUCUCAGACAACGACUAGACAACGCCGUGAGUUCGUCGAGGGACCGUACGUUUUCGAUCGAAGCCACGGUAAACAUGAUCAAGAAUCUCGUGGACUGCGACGAGUUUCAAGAUAUCGCUACCCUGCGGAACAUGGAGGACUUGCUUGAACAUAAUUCUGAUCUGUCAGCCAAAUUGAUGCAGAUCGGCGACUCAAUCGUUUAUAAACUGGUGCAAUGGACCAAGCGUCUUCCGUUUUACCUCGAAUUGCCAGUUGAAGUGCAUACGAGACUCUUGACACACAAAUGGCAUGAGCUAUUAGUGUUGACCACUUCAGCGUAUCAAGCAAUACACGGGCCGCAGAAGAUAUGGAACUCCACCAAUAUAAACGGUGACCGGAACGAGGAUUCCGAGUUCCACCAAGAGGUGUCUCACAACCUGUGCAUAUUACAAAACUGUCUAUCCUCGAUGAUGGGCAAACCCAUAACGAUGGACCAGCUCCGGCAAGAUGUCGGUGUAAUGGUGGAGAAGAUCACACACGUCACGCUCAUGUUCAGGAGGGUAAAACUGCGAAUGGAAGAGUACGUGUGCCUGAAAGUCAUAAUCAUGUUGACACAGAAUAACGGCAAUACCACUAGUGAGCUGGAAACCAUUCAAGAGAGAUAUACGUCUUGUUUAAAGACUUAUGUCGAACACACUUUUCCCAUGCAACCAAAUAGGUUGCAAGAUCUCCUUCACCGACUGCCAGAGAUUCAGUCAGCCGCUUCGCUCUUGUUAGAGUCAAAAAUGUUUUAUGUGCCUUUCCUCUUGAACUCCACGAUCAGAAGUUAGUGCGUACAUUAUGCACGGAGGAUAGCUACUGAUCAUCAUUAUUAUAAUAGAAUAGAACCAGUUACCAAAAUAAUAACUAUAUGUAAUAUAUGAAAGUGAAAACGAAGAAGAAAUUUGAAACGUCUAGAUUUUGAUACCUCGCACGCAUGCGCGUGUGAACGCUACUGUAAUAUAGUUAGUACGAUAUUCGUUUUGUAGGUAAAUUGUGCAUUGUUGAUUGUUAUACUAUUAUGUGACCGAGAGGAGAUUCUUAUAUUAGGUAUAUAUUUUUUUUAAGUUUUUCUUGUUUUUUUUUUUUUUUAUGUAUUACUAAUACGUUUCAUUUUGUAACUCUUGAGUUUUUCCUUUACGAUUUGAGAGUUAUUUAAUCGUUGAAUCCAGCUAUAUAUGAAAGUAUCUAUAAUGUUAACAUAAUGUUAGUAUAAUAAUAUAUUGUCUGUGAAGAUUUGCCCCACGUCUAUAUAAACUACGUAUAAUAUUAUUUUAAGAUAGUAUAAUUAUUACGAUACGAGAAAAGUUUGCCGAAAAACAUUAUAAUAAUAAUAAUAAUAAUAUAUAUAUAUAUUUAUAUAUGAUGAUGAUAUAGGUAUACGCGUAUGGUUACCUUUGUAUUAUUAUUAAUUAGACUUAAUUGUAGUUGUAAUGUUAUAUUGUAUUUCGAAUGUAUAAACUCACGCGUAUGGUACCUAAAUCAUAUAAUAUAUACAUAUAUAUUUAUUUAUAUUAAAUACGAUAGUAGAUAUUGUUUUGUUUAAAUUAUGUAGGCUGAUUAUCUUCUUUCACUUUGUUUCUCUAUUCUCUCCAUUCCCCCCCCCCUUAUCACUCUCUCAUUCUCUCUAUUUUCGAGUGUUUCUAUACGGUAUACUCUUCUCCUAAUUUUGUUCGAGUGGCGUUAGGCAAAACGUAAUGGGCACAGUCAUCGUAUUCAAUUUAUUCAUAUAGAAUACUGACACUCACACACACACACAUAUACACACAUACACACAUAGCUCUCCCACAUACAUAAUAUAUACUCGAGAUGGCUAUAAAUUAUUUUGGUAUUUCUGACAACUUUGUGAUUUCUUAUUAACGUAAUUUAUAAUUAUUAUAGUAAAAAUAUAGUUUGACUUACAUAAUUUUCAUUCAUCGCGUAAUAUGUAUAAAUAUAUAUAUUACUUUUGUACCUAUAUUAUUUUUUAAAAAAUAAGUGAAUACUUAAUUUUUUUAAUCGACACACUGCCAGUAUAUAAAUAACAAUUUUGCAUUAUACUACUUUUAUAUUUUCAUAAAAAAAAAAAUAAGUAAAAAAAAUAAAACGUGAAAACUAUAUUUUUAUACAUUUUUCGUAUGAACGAAAAAUUAAUUUUAAAAUAUUAAAAUAAUAGUAAUAUACAAUUUAAGUUAAAUUAAAUAAUUUUAUGUCGUUAGAUAUCUGUCUAUAUAAUAUAUAUAUAAUAUGUAUAUGCAUUUCUCGACUCCAUUUCGACGGAUGGUAGAUAUCCAUUUAAAUUUAACACUUAGGUUUUUUUCUGAAUAAAAUCUAAAUGCGCUUUCAUUACAACCGUAUCGGUUGAAUUGUUUUCAAAUACCCCACUAUUCCUCGAGCAAUUUCUAGGUUACCUAUACAUACAAAACAAUAUAAUAUGAUAUAUUUACCUCAAAUAGAUAACCUAUUUAAUAUUCACGAUUAUAGAUAAAUAUACCUAACCGCUUAGGUAGAUAUACACUAUACGCUAAACUACAUGUUUAGAUUUAAAACUAGCUGAAUAGGUAGUCAAACGUUUAAGUUACCAAUUUAUUGAAAUAUAAUAAAAACGACUCCUAAAAUAAAGAAAAAAAAGAGAUAUUAAUAUAUUAUUAUAAAUAGUAAAAAAUAUACCUACGAACCAUAAUAACUACGUAGGCUAAGGUGCAUAAUUAAAACAUAAAACGAAUAUUAGGCUCGAAAAAAAUAACGUUGAAAAUAGGUACACACAUAUAAUAUAUAUAUGUUGCAAACAUGUUCCUUUAGUUUAACUGGUAAGAAAAAUAUUGUAAAUUAUGUCCAAUGUGUUUUUUUUAUAUAUAUAUAGGAGUAAAUACGAUAUUGGGGAUAGGUAUUAUUAUCUUGUUUAACCUUUUUUUUUUUUUUUGUUAAUUUGUAACCUUUAUUAUAUUCUUGAUCGUUAUGAAUUGUGUUCCAACAUUACUAACGUUGUACUUGAAAACUAGAUUUUGUAAAAUGUUUAAAUGUUUAUUAUUUGUGUAUAAGAAAAAUUAUUUAUAAUACUAUAAUAUAUAAAUAUAUAUAUAUAUAUAAUAAUAAUAAUAUUAUAUUAUGUAAACACUGACUGUUUUAUCCGUGAAAAUCGGUGCCUUUGCGCUUGUUUUUGUUUUUUUUUUUAAUAAUAUUGUAUAACAGAAUCUGUCUUUUAAAUAAAAAUUAUAUAAUUUAAUAUGUUUGAUAGAAAUGUAGGCUAUAAAAAUAUAUUUUUUUUUAAAAAAAAAAAUGAUCUAUUGAAGCAAUAAAAGUAGUAAAUGAAAAAAAAAAUUAAAUAACUGAAUCAUAAGACUUGUUUUAUUAUACCUAUACAUUAAAAUAAUAAUUUUUUCAAUUUUAUAUGAAUACUAUUGUACAAUUUUUAUUUUAACAUUUUCACAUACAUAAAUUGAAUAAGUCUUUAAUCAAUGGUUGUUUAAAGUGUAAUUUUAAUCGAAUAAUAUAAUGUAAUAUUUUUUUCGGUCCCAUUUGAUUUUUCCGGACAUUUGUAAAAUAAUAAAAGUGAUAAUUUUUAAUUAAAAUCUUUGGGUUUUUUUAGUUUUAAUUAGUAAAUUACACACGAUGAAUGAUUUUUUACUGAAAGAUAAAAAAAAGAUUAAAUUAGAAAUACUCAAUAGCUCGUCUCUUUGGGCUGCUAUAUUUUGUUAAAAUCAUUUAAUGUUCACAAACCUUAUUACAUUUCAUCGGUGUAAUUUAUAAUAGUUUAUAAUCAAUUUUUUCUCACUUUGAUACUGCGAUUUAAAAAAUCGAUAAAUUUUUUUUUUAAACUAUAUGUAACAAUGAUUUUUAUUUUAAACACCCAAAAUGACUGUAAAAUGUUUUGAAACACUUAACAAUAUAACCGUAUGUAAAUAUCUAUUUCUUAUGGAAUUCUAUGGAAUUCAUGACACAUAAACACAUAAAAGACAAUUUUAUACGUUUCAUAUAUAUUUUUUUUUUUAAUAACGGUUUUCUAAAAGAAAACAAUUAAUAUAAAUAUUUAAUUGAAAAAUUAUAACAUAAUUGUGAUAACUAUUUGAACAUCAAAUGAGCUCAAUUGUUUUACUUUUUUUUCUAGAUAAACGUGAAUUUUUCAAAAAUAUUUUGCUUUAAAUUUGACUUUAAUAUUAUAUAAUAUUCACUGCAUAUAUAUAUUAUACAAUAUAUAUGUGUAUUUUUAUUAUUAUCAUUUUUUAUUAAAUACAAUUUUUUUUAUGAGUGUCGUCAUUUUUUCUGUAUAAUAUACGCAUAUUAUAGCCUACAUGACUUAAAACAAUACACUAGGAAAUUAUUUAUAUUUUGUACAUAAAUUGAUAUUUUAAUUAAUACAAUAUUUUAUUUUGUAAAUAAGAAAAUGUUCAGUCAGUAUUUGUACAAAAUUUAUAUAGACAUUCACUUUAUACCUACUACUAUAGUGUAAUAUUUUGAUUUUUGAUACGUUUCAAGUAAAUGAUUAUUACAUAUUAUUAGCUAGGGUAUUAAAUUAAUUGAUUAAACAUGCUGAUUAAGUUUUGAAAGAUAAACAUAAUAAUUAUGAUAUAUAUUUGAUGUUGUUUGUUUUUUUUUCUUUUUAAAUGUCGAUACUAGUGUAAUAUUGCAUUUUGUUUGUUUGUUUUUAUUUUAAUUUUGUUUUUAAUAUUAUUAUUAUUAUUAUUAUUAGCCUAUUUAAAACCUAUGUUUGGAAAAGAGAAAAAACUUUAUUUUUUCUUCUGUAAAGCAAAAUAAAAAAAACAACUCUUACCGUAUGAUAUCUUACAUGUAAAGCCUACCUAUUUGUUUUAUAAACUAGACAGGUAAUUUGGUAAAUAAAUAAUAAUAAAAAAAAUAACAA